AUGCGCAGCACAGUUUAGCAUUGUUCUUUUUGUUGACUGUACGUGUUGAAACUAAUUUGGAACGGAAAAAAAGAAAAGGGAAGGUUUCUUCCUUUGUCUGAUGGUUUAGUAUACAUAUAAUGAUCUUUAAAUUUGGAACGUACGUUACAGUAGUAGUUAACGUCAAGUCUUGCAUUAUUUCGUGUCGUAAUACGAUGUGUUUUGUUACAACACUUUCUUUUCCGUGUAUUGUCCUUUAUGGUCAUUGUGAACGAAUUGAACGCUAGUGAGCUCUGGUGGAUAAUACAAUAUUUAAACAUAUGGCAACACAGAACAAAACAUUGAAGAAACUGUGGUUGAAGUAGUGCUGGAGUUACGGUAGUGAAUUUAUUGAGGGGUUUUAACCCUUUAAAGAAUCAAUAAAAUGUCAUCUCCAAGUGCAGGGAAACGACGAAUGGACACUGACGUUAUAAAACUAAUUGAAAGCAAACAUGAAGUGACUAUAUUAGGAGGACUUAAUGAAUUCUGCGUUAAAUUUUAUGGACCACGAGGCACCCCAUAUGAAGGUGGGAUUUGGAAAGUCAGAGUUCAUUUACCAGAACAUUAUCCCUUCAAGUCACCUUCUAUUGGAUUCAUGAAUAAGGUAUAUCAUCCAAACAUAGACGAAGUCUCUGGUACUGUGUGCUUAGAUGUUAUCAACCAAGCUUGGACUGCUUUGUAUGAUCUUUCUAAUAUAUUUGAGUCGUUCCUGCCCCAGUUGUUAACGUAUCCAAAUCCUAUUGAUCCUCUCAAUGGAGAUGCUGCUGCCAUGUACUUACAUAAGCCGGAAGAAUACAAGAAGAAAGUGCAAGAGUAUGUAAGAAAAUAUGCAACAGAAGAAGCCCUGCGGGAGCAAGAAAAUCAAGGUGUAUCAUCAGACAGUGAAUCUUCUAUGUCUGAUUUCAGUGAGGAUGAAGCACAAGAUAUGGAAUUAUAACAGUGGCUUACACCUCGAAUAUCCAUAGACACUUGCUACCUGUAGAUACUCUAGCAGCUUAAGCCGAAGUUUGGUGUGAAGUGUGCUCGAUUCAGUGGAUAUUGGUCCUCAUGUCAUGUCCGAUGAAAUGCUUUUUCAAGUGCACUUGCAAUUGGCAGCUAGGCCUAUCCUUCGAUUUGUUAUUAAAAGCACUAAAUUGUCUUAUGUAAUUUUCAUACAUUUUGAAUAAAAUUCAGUAUUUGAGGUAAAUUUGGCCUAGAGUGGUGAAACACAACUAAAUUGUUACAUAUAAAAAUCAUCAUUAACCCUUUGAUUAGUAUAUGCGUACUUUUACAUGUAAAUGGAAGUGUGCUGAACAGUGCAUGUACAUGCAUAUUCUUUGAUUUUGCUAUGGCCAGCAGCCAUGUAUACUUAUAGUUGUUCAGUUCCAUUUUUUCCAUUCUUUAUUAUUUGGUGGAACUAGUAUAUUGUAUAUCUUUUAUAUUUUUUGAAGUAAAACAAAAUGUCAGACAUUAACUGCUUCAAGAAAAUGUGGACAAAUCUUACUACAAAGAAAGUUGUGAAAUUGUUAUGAGUUUUGAAUUGUGCGAUGAAGGUAGUGAUUGUUAGCCUGUUACAUGUUGUGCUGUGAUCAUAUUUGAUUAUCUUUGUUGAAAUUUUAAAAGUGUAGAAACAGAAACAACCCUUAUGCCAUGAAGGCCAAGAAAACAUACGAAUCAAAGGGCUAAUUGUUGACAAUUUUUCACUCUGAAAGAUCAUUCUGUCUGACACCACAGAGUAUGAUUUUACACCAUAUUGUAGAGAUAACUGAAGUUAAUGGUACACACAGGUGUAAGCAUACCAUGUUUGAAAGGGAGAAAUAUGAUGAUAAUGCUGCUGCAGAUUCUACUAAAGGUUGUACUUUUCUCUGUUGCAUUUCAUUACAUGUCAUUCACAUGGAAUUUUAACUCACAACAUGGUUGCCUUAUAGUGAAUUUAUGACUGUAAAUGUGCAUCAGACUAAGCAUUAUUAUGUAACUCUGACGACAUGCACCAUAAUGUAUUAUCUCUUUAAAGAAGAAUUUCUUCCUGUAACUUGAGUGCAUGGCUUAUGAUGGUUAAACAUACCAUAAAUUAAUUUUAAUAUAAUAUAAUACUUGAAUAAUUCAGUUCCUAACCUGUGGAAUGCAGAAGCUGGGUGCUCUGUUACAAUUUGUGCAAAUAUUUGGGAGUGUGUUUGUAACUUAACAUAGAAAAAUAUAUUAUUAUUUAAACAGGUACAUUUGUUGGUCUGUACUUAGUGCAUAAUUUCUGUAAGAGAUGAUUUAUCUUCAAAAUUAACAUCUAAUGUUUAAUAUAAUCCUUCACUCAUAUCUGACAUCUUUGAAUAUUUCUGAGAAGCAACACCUGGAAUGUUAAGAAGAUGAAUGUCUGCAUUUUACUGGAAUAAUUCCUGAUAAUUGUGUCACCACUUCUAAAUGUUGAUUCAUGUAAACUGAAUAUAAUUGUGCAAAAUAGCUCUCAACAAAUGUCUACAGGUUUGGAACUGCCAUAAAAGUCAUGCCAUGCCCAUAAUUCUGUGGUUCAGCCCAUUUUUAUUUUCCUGAUUAGGAUUGUUUAAAUAGAUGUUUUAGUAAUAUAUUUAUAUAUUUUCAAGGUAUGUUAUUAUAAAUGAUAGAUAAUAAAUAUUAUGUAAUAAGGAGUGGCUAGAAAUAUUAACAUUGAAGUCACUACGGACAUGCUAUACUGGACCGAUGUAUAACAUCCAUACUUCAGAAAGAGGUUUUCAGAAUACAUACUUUUGACAGAUACAUAUUUUUACAAAAUAAGUACUCUGCAGAUCUCGUGCGUUCAAUAUGAAGGCAUAUAUAUCAGCUUUAAAUUAUAUGGCUCACAAAGUAAAUGUGCAAAACAUUUUGGCAGUUUAGGUUGUUAAUUUAGUCUUGUAAUGAUUAUCGAUAUUUGGAGCACCAUCCUACCAUCCAUAACCCUUUUAUGCUCUUGAGGUCGGUUCUUUGUCCACUUGUUACUUCACCACAACACCACUGAUCACUCAAUGCAAUGGCCUCUUCUUUUGCCUUCUCUUUACUGCACUUAACAACUGAAAAUUUGCUGACUACUCUAACUUUUUAACUCAUUAACAGACUGCACUGACUGUCUCGCUCAUCUGCUAUGCAGCAAACUUAACAAAUUUCUCACUGUUCUAUUGUGCAUUGAAUUGAACUGAACUGGACUCAUUCAAGAGCUUAACAGCUUUACAGGCAUGGCACCCUGCAAGAAGUUUCUCAUGGUACAUGGUGUGAGAAGAGCAUGCAGGCCAGGCAGUAUGAUACCCACCCAAAUUCAGUGCCUGCGACAGUAGGAUAUAAAUGCACACAAGUGUAUUAGAUGUAUACAUUUUUUAAACUAGCGAGUGCCAUGUUCAAAACACAAACCUUAAUCUUUAAUUCAAUUACAAUGUUGUAAGAUACCUAACACCAGGUUCUGAAUUAUAAUUACCAUUUUGUACUAAUGAAAACUGAUCAGAUUUGUGGACUCAUUGUUGUUUUUUUUUUUUUUUUUAACAGAAGUUAAAAUAAAAAUUGCGAAAGCACAUCUUGAUUUGUCAUUUGAAGUAUUAGUUUGGUCAGAGAAAAGGAUGGUUGUGUACAUUCUCACCUAUUUACAGAGAGCUCACUGAUAAAUUAGAUCAUAUCCAGAUCAGAGAAAUUGUUCAUGAAAUCUGUUGUGCUGUUCUUCCAGAGAAACAGAUGUUUUCCUCUCAAUAUGUAAACCUCAUGAACAGGAAAGUCAUUUGUGCAUAGAGACAUGCUGAUGAGUUAUGGUAGGUGUAGAGACAAAUGAUAGAUACUAGUUACACUAACAAUUUACCAGUCAGAGUUUUAUGUAUAUUUUUCAUUUGUCCAUACUGUGUAAAUUAUAUGUGAUAUGUGAAUGAAAGUUGUAGAAGUAGUUCAUAAAACUUGUCAGUUGUCUUGCAAUCUAAGUUGGUUAACAGAAAAUCAUGUAUAAUAUAAACAAGUGUGUCUUUCACAUUUUGUACAUAGAGUUAGAUUAUAUAUAUGUCUGUACAAAGCUAUCCUAUUUCCAAACAUUAAUUCUGUGAAGAGUAGGAAAAAGAACUUGAAUGUAUAAAAAAUGUGAAAACAAAUACAUAAGAAGAAAUGGACCAUUGCCUGAGUAAGGAGUUAAGAAAAUGUAGAAACAUGUAGACUGUAUCUGAAUGGUGAAACUGUUUGGUUUUUAUUCCUGGUAUUGUUGAAGGUCCUCACUCAGGUAAAAGCCUGUUCCUUUUACUGCAUUUGUAUACAUAAUCAUUAAUUAGUUAUUGACAGUAAAAUGCGUACAUGGAAUCAUUUGUGUACUGUCACUUGUUUCAUGAUGUUUGGAUGGAACCUGUACCCACCCACACUGGUUACAUCACAGUCAUUUUGUGGCUGAUAGUUGCUGCUCCUGCACCUCUACUCUCUUGAAAUUUCACUUGCCUGUUCUGAAUUUCUCACAAUACUAAGUUGGAAGCAUGAAUUGUGAUUAGGCAGCAUGCUCUGGGGCUACGAUAAGAUCUCCAUGUAACAAAUUCAGGAAACCCGAACUUUUGAACUUGGAUAAAUGCAGACAGAUUUUUUUCUUUAACAUCAUCUUAUUUUAAGUAUAUUCAGUUAUUCUAAUUUAAUGACAUUAACUGUGAUUUUUUUAACAUUUAGAAUUCAUAACUUGUACUUUACAAUACAUAAUAGUACGUGAAUUUUUGAUGGACUGGUUGUGGUUCCUUUUUUCUAAGCUGUUCCAGUGCCGGCUAUGUGCAUACACAUGUAAAUGAUGAUGUAAGGUUUCUGUGAAAUGUAUAAUGCACUUAAGACUCAAAAUACAGACCUGGAAGUGAUUGAAAAUUUCAUAAACUGUAGACAUGCUGUAUGUAGGCUAGCAUAAAUUAUUAUUGUAGAAAAAUGUUUCCAACAUUGGAACUUAUUUUCUGCAGCCAGUACCCAGCUACUCUGAGCAAUGUAAUGUUUAGACACUGCUGCUUUGGUAAUGUGUAUUGUAAAAUCACUGCCGUCUACAUAAUUUAUGGUACACGAUCACUGCAAACUCAGCAUCAUAACAUGAGAUAUAAGCAUGGAGGUUGUUAAAGAGAACAAUACGAAAACCUGACACAGAUUUUGAAACAAUGAACCAUUCCUUAAGGAAGAUAUGCAAAACAUUUCUGAAAGAAAUUGAGGAAGAACAAUCUAAUGUUCCCUAAUAUGUUACAAAAUUUGGUGAGCAUGGCAUAAAGCAGUGCUUGUGGCAAGAUGCAACAGUAUUUGCUAAAAUCAAAAAGAAAUUAUUUGUACAGAACUCCAGAAAAGUGUAGCAAAAUACGUUUUCUACAUCAUUCAGAAAAAAAAUGAGUAUUUUAAAUAAAGCCUGUGGCACAGGUAUGUGGAAUAAUCAACAUUGGAGCCAGAAUAGGUUAAGCAAUCAUAAUUGAAGACAGUGAUGAUGUGAUGAAUUACUAAUGUAUGAAGCUCAGAUAAUUCUAAGUAUUUAUUUAUGUGCCAUAAGAGUGGUUUGUGUAUUUCUGUUAUACACCUGGACCAUUUUGAUGCACUGAAUGGUGAAACAACAGUCAUGUUUGGGUCACAUGUAAAGUGUUUCAUGUAUUUAGUGCAUUCACUUCAGUCACAAUAUAAAAAAACAAAUUCACAGUAAAACAGGUUUUCCUUUGAGAGAACACUUUCAAGUUUUUAAAUAUUCUUCUCUGAAUGAAUGAAUAUAUGAGGGGUAGGCCUUCUUGGCCCUUGCACCACGACCUACAGUGGUCUAUUGUGCUUGUCCAUAUGAGCUGUAUGGAAGUAUUAGGAGUUCUUAAUUAGCUGAAUGGCUGAUCCAACUCAAGCACAAAGUGUCCUCCAUGAAAUACUGUGAAGAGACAUUAUGACUAUGCAGUUCUCAGACCACCAGCAUGUUGCUAAAACAACCAAAGGUAGUGUACCUGCUAAAAUUGUAAUAAAUUAAUAAAUUUGUCACAAGGUAAUUAUGUACCUAUCAUUUAAUUAUUACAAACAUUUGGUGCAUGGAGAUAAAAUAUAAAUAUAUUCCUUCUUCCUGGUUUCAUUUUUCAUAAAGAUAUUUUCAGUGCAUGGAGAUAUGUAAGUUAAAGGUUUUAGUGUACAGUGAAGCAGGAACCUGACUUACAUGAGGACCAACCAUUUAAGUGUGGAUAAUGUUAUAGCUAUUCAUAUGGUGUAUUUGAGGUAAUAUCUUAACAAGUCAUAAAUGGAGGCCUGGCCAAAGUACAGCUCAGAAUAUGUGCCUCAUGCCUAAGUUUGCUGUUUGAUCCAUGUUUUUGAAUAUGAAUGCCAAAGUAAAAGUGUUUAAAAAUAUUACUGUCUUCUGGGAUGUCACAUGGUAUAGUUUUGUAGAUGGGUACCAGCUUUUAAGGGGAAUCUGCUGCUUCCAUCUUGCACCCCAGCAGGAAGCAGGUUCCUUUGAACCACUGGUACCAUAUACCAAACUACAUGCCAUCACAUCCUGGAAGACCAAUUUUGAUAUUCCCUAUAGUGAAACUGCAAAUUUCACAUAACAUAAAAAUAUUGGUAUUAAAGGCACAAAAAUGUACAUCGUACACAUUAAUUAUACAACUUCGAAAAUAAUAAUACAGUGUGGAAGAAGUGGUCACAUGCAUUAAUAUCACACAUAAUAUGGUACACUUAACCCUUAACCCCAAUUAUGUUAUAAACAACAAAGUUCUCUUGUAAUUCUCACUUGAAUUUAAUAUAUUUUCUUGAGCUAAACAGUGGGAACUCCUAUUGUAAAUUAAUUGUAAUAGUUUUGUUUAGGCUGUUCUAGCAGAAUAUUUUAAAUCAAACAUUUUACACUGUAUGGUCAUUCUCACUAAUUCGCAUUGUUCUGACACUGCCUGUCACUGUGAUCUCAUAACAGAAAUUGAGAGAGGUAAUCACAGAACCAAAGAAGAUAUUGUAAUUAACCUAGAGUUCUUCCAUCAUAAAGCUUUCUAAAUGCUGGGUGUGCUAACUUCAUAAAAUGGAAUUAUCCAUAUUAAUUUUUGUUUCAUUAGUCCUCCUGUAGUAUUUUUUUCUUUUCCCUUUCUUUGUUAUAGGAGUAGGCUUUUUGGAUACUGUUCACUGUCAGGAUCAAAAAGAUAUAUGACAUUUCACAGGCAUGUUUUGUCUGGCUUCAGGUUUCAGGUGAGAAGAAAAGGCACCUGCUCUGUGGCAUCCAUUUAACAAAGCUAGGCACUGAAGCAGAUCAGAGACAUUAUAUUUUACUUUAAACAGUAUCCUUUUAAAACUGCUCUGUUUUUUAUCCAUAGAGGAAUCGUCUUGCUGUUUUAAAACUCUGUGACGUCCCAUUAAUGAGGGUUGAAUAAGAACUAUUGUGGAAUUGUAUUUGCAGUCGUAAAUUUGAGUUUGAGAGAUUGAUAAUGGAAAAUUGUAAUGAAAGCCUAAUCCAAAAAGACAAUGGAAGAUUUGUACAUAUCAGUUGCUAGUUAAUAGGGAUUGGAAUUAUGUCUCUAAAGUAUGUUACUAAUAUUCAUAACUGAUAUGUAAUAUACAGCCUUCUCAGUUGCUGAUGCUUUAUAUGUGGCUUGUUCAAAUGAAACCCAUUUCAGGAUUUUUCAGGGUAAAGAAGUAGAGACAUUUAAAAUGGUUCGCAUAGUGGUUGACGUAGGCAUUGUAUUGAUGCCAGUUGAUCUAUCACCUCCACAAAAAACUCCCUCAACAGGUAGUGGAACCACUCUACCAUGGCCUUGACUUCAUCUGACCCUAAUCUCUGGCCCUAUCGUGCUUUGAAAGGGCCUGGACACACGGAAGUCACAUGGUGACAGGUCCAAACUGUGUUGGGGAUGCCCCAACACCUUCCAGCUUAUGGAGCAAAGCAGUCUUGGGCAGUGUGAGUGAUAUCGGAUUGUCAUACUGACAUCCAUCAUGAGCGUGCUGGGAUGCUUUCUUGUUUUGUCAAUACAAAGAUCUUAGAGGGUGUCAGAAUAGUGCUGUACAUUGAAGAUAAUGUUAGGUUCUUUAAACACCAGCUUGUUGAUUAUGUUGGAAUGGAUUUACACCUGGAACACUGGCAUCUGAUCAUGUCACACACUGUUCCCACAUGUUUUAAUAGGCCUUACAGAUUUCAUUUGAACAACCCUCAUACAUCUUGGGGAUUUUUUUAUUAUUACCAGAAUGAUACUUAUGUGGCAUAUAUUGCAUCCCAGUUUUACACCACUUAGGAACUGUAUGUGUAUGUAUGUGGUCUAUAUAAUAGUGAAUAUUGGUUUAUAUUGUUUACACUUGUGUGAGAGCUACAGUAAGGUGAGUGUCCUGAUUUUUCAUCAUUUGUAUCUGCAUGGAAGCAGUUACAGAAAUGGAGUUGGAGCAUCCUCCCUCCAUCUGAUAAGUUGCAUUGUUUAAACACUUUGCAUAUAAGGGCCAGAAUGGUUGGUUAUAAUGACAGUAAACAUAAUUUUUCCAGAAUCUCUGCAUGGGUAAUUUUAUGUGAGUGGAUCAUGUGCUAUUUCCAUUAUCAUUGUAUUUUAUUAAGAAAAUUUGUUCCAACUGGGUCAUAUGACAUUUCUGACUUUGAUAUAUAAUUAUGUCUUGUGUGAAGACUAUUCCCAUUCUGCAUAUUAAGAAAAGCCAGAUACAUUGCAUGGUCUUUCUUUCAUGUUCAUAAAAAUGUCCCCUAAAUACAUUUUACAGUAACCAGUCACAUUAAUAGAGAAACAGUAAUAUUUUUUAUUAAUUGAAUGAUAAAGGUGCACAAGUACAUCACACUAUAGAAUAUAUUUCUAAGGUCAAUUCUUAGGGUUUAUGAAAUUUUUUCUUGAUUUCAUUGACUUCAUCAUACUAGUAUGUAUUCAAGAAUAAUCUCUAGUUACCAAUAGUUUUCCUUUGUGGUUUUAAACAAGUUUUAAUUGGCCACCAAACAUCACAGUUAAGUGGACAGCACUCCUGCUUAUGUGGGAGUUCACAGGUUCAAAUCUGAGCCCAAAUAUUGACUAUCUUGUCUGAGGUUUCUAUUGGAUUUCCUUAAUCCUUCCAGGCAAAUACCAGGAUACUACCUCAAAUUACACCAAGAACACUUCUACAUCCUUUCCAAAACAAUUCAUUAUUUCAUAAUCAUAUUAUUUGAUGCUAUAUAGUCUGAGCUACUGCUAGCAUCAUUAAAUAAUAAAUAAGCAAAUACAGCUGGCCUUGGGCAGCAGGAAUUUAACCAUCAGAUGUAUUGAGAGAGCUAAUCCUGCGUUUCUGCUUACAGGACUAAUAUCCAAAAUAAUUAAGAAUGCAAAGAAGUGGAGCUGCUCUCACUAUCAUGUUAAUCACACCGGAUUUAACAGUAAUUUUUUUUUGUGCUUGUGAUAAGUACAAUGUUUAAAUGAGCCCAGAUGUAAGAGCAGUUUUAAUGCAAACUGUGUUCUUUAAUAAAUUUGGAGAACUACUGCAAAAUUAAAUGUUUUUAUGUACUAAUAUUUUGCAUUGGUAUGCUUUAAAUGAAUGGUCAGAUCUCAAUGAGAAAUUGUUCUAAUAGUAUGAUGUCAGUAAAAGUAUUCAAGGAGACAGUAGUUUAUUUCCAACACUUUGUUGGAAGCUGUAUGCAGUGAGUUAAUGCUUAUAGUCUUGUAAGAUAAAAAUUAUAUAUUACUGCUUAUAUGAGCAUAUUUGUAAUAAUCUUAUAAAACUAAUGAAUCGUAAUUGAAAAUAAGAUGAAUGCAUGCAAAAUCAUGAGUACUGCAAUAAUUCUUAUAACCAUAUUAUGCAUGUAUUAUGAACUGCUAGCAGCUUUAGUUGUAUUAAACUCUGAGGAGUAGAUUAUCUGUUUCCUUUAUUUGAACUAUAAACAGUUUGAAAUAUCUCAGAUAUGUGUAUGUGGAAUUACAGAAUGAAACUCUGUCAGCAGUGUGUGGCUGGUAGCUUAAACACUGCAUGCAGUUUGUACCAUUGCACUCGCAUAAUAAUAAACAUGAGCAUAUGGUGUAUUUUUUAACUGUGAGUGUAUUACAUAGAAAUCCACUUUAUGGUGUUCAUAAGACAUUUGCUUGAUCUGUAAUUACUGAGCAAAAUUUAACAUACAAAUUUAUUGAAGUUUA
Messenger RNA from Cryptotermes secundus, 10019 nucleotides. RefSeq names its product ubiquitin-conjugating enzyme E2 H (gene UbcE2H). The transcript has 5 exons. Bases 404 to 955 code for a protein of 183 amino acids. Gene Ontology annotation, cellular component: nucleus. Gene Ontology annotation, molecular function: ubiquitin conjugating enzyme activity. The record is from RefSeq and is a predicted model, not a curated record. NCBI's taxonomy places the organism in Eukaryota, Metazoa, Arthropoda, Insecta, Blattodea, Kalotermitidae. Gene Ontology annotation, biological process: protein polyubiquitination; ubiquitin-dependent protein catabolic process.